CCGGGGCCGGCAGGGGGCACGGUGCAGCCCCGGCCCCGUCCGGUCCGUCCCGGAUCCGGUAGCGGCAGCGCCCGACGGGGGCUGUUGGGGGUGUCCGGCUCCGCUCCCCCCGCUCGGUACCGGGGAACCGGCGCAGGGCACACGGCGGCGGCGAUGGACGGCGGGGCGGCGGCAUGAGGCGGCGGAGGCGGCGGGGAGCAUGGCGGCGGCGGGCGGCGGCGGGGCGCGGCGGGGGCUGCUGAAGCGGAAACCGAACUUCACGCUGCAGGAGCUGGAGGUGCUGAUGAGCGAAGUGCUUCGGUACGAGCCGCUGCUGUUCGGCGCCGCCGCCGGUACCGUGAACGCGUACGAGAAGCAGAAGAUCUGGUGGCGGAUCACGCACAAGGUGAACGCCGCCGGCCGCCACCAGCGCGACAUCGGCGAGGUGAAGAACCGCUGGCGGGGGCUACGCCGCCGCGCCGGGGACAAGAUCAGCCGGCACCGGCUGGAGCGGCAGGGUCCGGCCGGGAGGGCCGCCGCCAGGAACGGGAACACCGGGAAUAACGGGAGCAACGGGAACGGCGCGGCCGAGCCUGGCCCGGGGCCCGCCCCCGCCCCCGUCUGGGGUCCUCGCGGCGCCGCCGGAUCCGACCCUCCGAUGCGCAGCGCCGAGAGCUCGGCACAGCACGGUGAAUGUGUCAAGGAGGAGCCGGUGAAGGAGGAGCCUGUGGAGGUGAAGACUGAGCCCUUCCACGGCCCUGCUGCCGACGGCAUUCCCGGCCGCGGCUCAGACUGUCGGCUGCCCCGCACCGGCAUCUGCCCGCCCAACGAGCUGUGCGAGGGCUGGAGCCGGAGCCCCCCGCGCUCCGCACCCUCCGAACUCUCCCUCGGCGACCUAGGCGGGCAGCAGGAGCCGCUGGGCUCCGACUUCCCGAGCCUGCUAUUGGAGCAGGAGGCCGAGCAGCUCAGUCACUGCGGCGCGGGAGAGGGGGGGCCCCCCGGGGCGGCGGGGCUGGACGGGACCCCCGAGUGCCCCCAGCUCAGCCUCGUGCAGUCCAAUGAGCGGCUGGUGCAGGAGAUGCGGGCGUUCCGCCGGGAAUACGCCGAGAGCCGUCGGGAGACCACGGCGGUGCUGCGCGGCAUCGCCCAGGCGCUGGGCGUGCUCAGUCGGAGCCUGGCCGAAAUCCGUGACCUCUACCUCCGGGAGCGGGGGGUCCCCAAAUCCUGAGCCUCCCACGCAGCUGGCUGUGUACACACACCCCUACCCCUCCCCCCAGAACCAACGUCGCUGCUUUUAUUAUUAUUUUUAUUAUUAUUUCUUUUCCUGUCCAUCCCACCUCAAUAAAACUCGGAGCUGCA
Messenger RNA from Onychostruthus taczanowskii (white-rumped snowfinch), 1338 nucleotides. RefSeq names its product myb-related transcription factor, partner of profilin-like. The transcript is spliced from 2 exons. NCBI's taxonomy places the organism in Eukaryota, Metazoa, Chordata, Aves, Passeriformes, Passeridae. Gene Ontology annotation, cellular component: nucleus. Bases 200 to 1207 code for a protein of 335 amino acids. The record is from RefSeq and is a predicted model, not a curated record.